CUCAGGUGCUGAACAAGAAUCUAAACCAAUUCUAUCCAUCAUUUGUGCUGCCUGCAAGUUCGAACUAUGAACAGCAUGUCUACCGAGGCAUAUGAACAAAGGAUACACAAGUUAGAAAAACAGAGAGCAGAGCUUCUGGAAGUAAACAAACAGUGGGACCAACAAUUUAGGAAGAUGAAACAGCGUUAUGAAAACAAGAGAUACCAUGAUGCACUCAUAGCUCAGUUGCAAGAGACAAAAGAAGAAAAUCAGUUGUUAAGAAAGCAAAAUGCACUAUUCAACAGGAAAACAGAGAACUAUGAGAAUGAGAUCAGUCGACUUAAUAAGCGCAAGCAAUAA
This is a messenger RNA of Pelobates fuscus (common spadefoot toad), 339 nucleotides long. RefSeq names its product TNFAIP3-interacting protein 3-like. Gene Ontology annotation, biological process: cellular response to lipopolysaccharide; regulation of transcription by RNA polymerase II. The record is from RefSeq and is a predicted model, not a curated record. The transcript is spliced from 5 exons. Bases 67 to 339 code for a protein of 90 amino acids. NCBI's taxonomy places the organism in Eukaryota, Metazoa, Chordata, Amphibia, Anura, Pelobatidae.